Mandrillus leucophaeus (drill) is the source of this 936-nucleotide messenger RNA. RefSeq names its product olfactory receptor 2F1-like. The transcript has a single exon. Gene Ontology annotation, molecular function: G protein-coupled receptor activity; olfactory receptor activity. The coding region runs from base 1 to 936 and encodes 311 amino acids. Gene Ontology annotation, cellular component: membrane. Gene Ontology annotation, biological process: G protein-coupled receptor signaling pathway. Lineage: Eukaryota; Metazoa; Chordata; Mammalia; Primates; Cercopithecidae. The record is from RefSeq and is a predicted model, not a curated record.
AUGGGUAGAGAAAACCAGACAUGGAUGUGUGAAUUCAUUCUGCUCGGAUUGUCCAGUGCCUGGGAGACUCAGAUCUUCCUCUUUGUCCUGUUCCUGGCCAUGUAUCUGGUGACUGUGCUGGGGAACUUCCUCAUCCUCCUCCUUAUCAGGCUGGACAGCAGGCUCAAUACACCCAUAUACUUCUUCCUUGGUGUCCUGUCAUUUGUGGACAUCUGUUAUACCAAUAGCACUGUCCCACAGAUGCUUGUUCACUUUCUUUCAGCCCGGAAGUCUAUACCAUUCCACAGCUGUGUGCUCCAGCUGUGUGUCUCCUUGGCAAUGGGCAGCAUGGAGUUCUUCCUGCUGGGGGCCAUGGCCUAUGACCGCUACGUGGCCGUGUGCCACCCACUGCACUACAAGCUCAUCAUGCAUGGAGGGCUGUGCCUGGGGCUGGCGGCCGGCUGCCUGGUGGCUGGCUUCUCAAAUUCACUGAUGGAAACAAUUAUCACCUUCCAGCUUCCCCUGUGUCACAAUGUUAUUAAUCACUUUGCCUGUGAGACCUUAGCAGUGCUACGGCUAGCCUGUGUGGACGUCUCCUUCAACAAGGCCAUGGUGACCAUCUCAGGGUUUCUGGUGAUCCUGCUUCCCUGUUCACUGGUCCUAUUCUCCUAUGCUCGCAUAGUUGCUACCAUUCUUCGCAUUCCUUCUGCUCAGGGGCGCCGCAAAGCCUUUGGGACCUGCGCCUCUCACCUCACUGUGGUUUGCAUGUGCUUUGGGGCUACAAUCUUCACCUACAUGAGACCUGUGGGUGACUCCUCCAUGGAACAGGAGAAGAUGGUUGCCCUCUUUUAUGCUGUCGUGACUCCAAUGCUUAAUCCCUUAAUCUACAGCCUGAGGAACAAUGACGUGCGGAGUGUCUUACAAAGAGUGUUGCAAAAAUUUAGUGAAAAAGGAUGA